AUGAGCUCUGUCCAGAAGCCAGGUGCUAAUGAAGUGGUGGCCACUCCAUUGUGCUAUGAAGUGAAUAGUUCCUGCUCCAGAACGCUUCACUCCUUUGGCAUCCAGCUGGCCAUCUACAUGUCCUGUGCCAUGGGCAUGCUGCUCACCGUACUGGGGAACCUGAUGGUGGUGAUUGCAGUCUCCCACUUCAAUACCCUACAUACCCCCACCAACUUCUUACUACUCUCCCUGGCCCUUGCAGAUCUCCUCCUGGGGAUAAUGGUGCUGCCCUUCAGCACCAUCCGAUCUGUGGAGAGCUGCUGGUAUUUUGGAGAUGACUUUUGUAGGCUGCAUACCUUUCUGGACACUGUCUUUUGUUUGACCUCUAUAUUUCAUCUGUGUUUUAUUUCCAUUGAUCGUCACUAUGCUAUCUGUGAUCCUUUGCUCUACCCCACUAAGUUUACCAUAAGAAUGGCAUGCGUAUAUAUAGUGAUAGGAUGGGGGGUCCCCAUGAUUUAUACUUUUGUCUUGCUCUAUACCAAUGCAAUUGAAGAAGGAUUGGGCCAUUUCUUACAAGACAUGCCCUGUGUUGGUAGAUGUCAGCUGCUGUUCAACAAGCUCUGGGGCUGGUUGAACUUCCCUGUCUUCUUCUUCCCCUGCCUCAUAAUGAUAACAUUGUAUGUGAAAAUAUUUAUUGUGGCAAACAGGCAAGCUAGACAGAUAAGCAACAUGAACAAGAGUGCUGGAUGUGGGCUACACUUAGGAGCAUCAAAGAGGGAAAGAAAGGCAGCUAAAACUCUUGGUACAGAUAUAGGAAUCUAUCCUUGCUGGCUGCCCUUUACUAUAGACACCAUGGUAGAUUGUCUUCUAAAUUUCAUUACCCCACCAGUUCUCUUUGAUGUCUUUAUCUGGUUUGCUUACUUUAAUUCAGCCUGCAAUCCCUUGAUUUAUGUGUUUUCCUACCGUUGGUUCAGGAAGGCAGUGAAACUAAUUUUAACUCGCAGCAUCUUUGAUUCUGGGACAUCUACUGUAGACUUGUACCAGGAAUGA
Chelonoidis abingdonii (Abingdon island giant tortoise) is the source of this 1029-nucleotide messenger RNA. It is a transcript of the gene TAAR5, whose product is annotated as trace amine associated receptor 5. The record is from RefSeq and is a predicted model, not a curated record. NCBI's taxonomy places the organism in Eukaryota, Metazoa, Chordata, Testudines, Testudinidae. Gene Ontology annotation, biological process: G protein-coupled receptor signaling pathway. Gene Ontology annotation, cellular component: membrane. Gene Ontology annotation, molecular function: trace-amine receptor activity.